CAAAAGCAACAAAAAAGUGCGCAUUGUUUUUCUUAUUGUCAUUCAACGGUCGCACCACCUAAGUGUCUCCCUGUGUGUGUGUGUGUGUGUGUGUGUGUGGCAGUGGUGUCAACCGCGUUGUUGUUGUUGUCAGCCAUCCAACGCCUUUGGGCACUCAAUUAAGCCCAAUUCAAGGCAGACGCCACACAACACACGCAAGUUGAAAGCGACAGCUUCCCACGCCGACGCCGACGCCGACGCCAACGCCCACGCCCACAGCUACACCGCCCACAUUUACGCCCAGAAGCGAAGGAGCAUAAGUUUGCGCUUGAAGGAGGUGCACGGUGGUGCCCGGUGGUAACCGGUGGUGCCCGUCGGUGCUUACGGCCAUUGCCAAUUGAGUUAAUGUGACAAUGAAACUGAGCGUCAGCGCGUAUCGGGCGCAUGCAUCCGCACACAAGAAGAUCCUCUCCAGCGGCUAUCACUCGCAGCUCAACUACGGCAGCACUGGAGCCGCCGCAGCAUCCUCCUCCUCAUCGUCGGCAGCAGCGGCGGCCACUGCAACGGGCCUAUAUACGAUGGAAACGCACGAGCAUGGCGGCAAGUUUGCAAAGGAUAUGGCCAGAUUCGAUUGCAAUAGCGACACGGACGUCAUCAGCCCCACGGGCACGAGUAGCUCCGGCGGAGGAGGCGGCGGAGGUAGCAGCAAUGCCCCGGCGGAAGGCACCCAUCACAAGCGCCAUCACAAGAGCAGCGGCGGCGCCUCGGCAGCAGCGGCUGCUAAAUUGGCCAACGAUGAUGACAAUAACAGUGCGGCGCAUUCAUCGGAUAGCAAGAGUCCCAGUCAGCGGAAAUCGCGUAUCGGAGAUGGAGCUUCAGAUCCAGAUUCCGAUUGGACACGCUCAAAUCAGCGCUGGAUGAAACUCCGCACCACCGUACAAAUCUCAUCGGCCAUACAGAAGAAACCACCGCUCAAGCGCGAAGACUCAUUCCUGAAGCGUUUCUCAACUAGACAGAUACCCGAAACACAGGAAACUGUUGAAGACACGGGUUCAGAAAGUGCCUCUGGUGACGUCGACAAAACGGUUAAGCGUCGGCGACGCUAUCUGCAGAAACGACGCUCCGUUGUUAAUCCAGAUGAAAAUUUUUACUUCUAUUGGUUAAUGAUGUUAACUAUAUGUGUUCUCUAUAAUCUAUGGACCCUAAUUGUGAGGCAGAGCUUUCCUGAACUGCAGCAAUCUGUGCCUACCUUCUGGCUCAUCUGCGAUUCAAUGACAGAUGUUGUAUUUAUCUUAGAUAUAAUAGUUCAAUUACGUACGGGCUAUCUGGAGCAGGGCCUAAUGGUAUAUGAUGACAGGAAGCUGGCCUGCCACUAUGUGCACUCGCGUGAGUUCAUCUUCGAUAUGAUUGCGCUGAUACCCUUGGAUCUGCUACAGUUGAAGAUGGGCACGCAUCCGCUUUUGCGUUUUACGCGCUUUUUUAAAGUAUAUCGAUCUGUGAGAUUUUAUUACAUCGUAGAGAGUAGAACAGUUUGGCCAAAUUUAUGGCGCGUUGUUAAUCUAAUUCAUAUCCUGUUAAUAUUGGCCCAUUGGUUCGGUUGUUUCUAUUUUUUGCUCUCCGAGGCGGAGGGCUUUCAGGGCGAUUGGGUGUAUCCGUACAGGCCAGGCGACUAUGCGACGCUGACGCGAAAGUACUUGGGCAGCCUGUACUGGUCCACCCUGACGCUAACCACAAUCGGCGAUCUGCCCACACCCGAGACGAAUGCAGAACCGAACUUUUCGGUGGACGGCCCUCGAUCAAUACCAAGGCGUGGCAUCAAAUCACGACUGCUACAGUUUGGCUCUAGCUAUGGGUAUAUUUUUACGAUCGUUAGUUAUCUAAUUGGCGUUUUUAUCUUUGCGACUAUUGUGGGCCAAGUGGGUAAUGUGAUAACGAAUCGUAAUGCCAAUCGGCUAGAGUUCGAGCGUUUACUCGAUGGGGCCAAGACCUAUAUGAGGCAUCACAAGGUGCCCGGCGGCAUGAAGAGGCGAGUGCUGAGGUGGUAUGACUACAGCUGGUCGAGAGGCCGCAUACAGGGUGGCGGUGAUAUAAAUACGGCUUUGGGCCUGCUGCCCGACAAGCUGAAAACCGAAUUGGCCUUACACGUUAACCUGAGCGUACUGAAAAAGGUGACCAUAUUCCAGGAGUGUCAGCCUGAGUUUCUGCACGAUCUCGUGCUGAAAAUGAAGGCGUAUAUCUUUACGCCGGGCGACUCGAUCUGUCGCAAGGGAGAGGUCGCUCGCGAGAUGUUCAUCAUAGCCGAUGGCAUCUUGGAGGUGCUCAGCGAAACGGGCAAGGUACUGACCACCAUGAAGGCUGGCGAUUUCUUCGGUGAGAUCGGCAUACUCAAUCUGGAUGGGCUGAACAAACGCACAGCGGAUGUCCGCUCUGUGGGCUACUCGGAGCUGUUCUCGCUGUCACGCGAGGAUGUGCUAGCCGCCAUGAAGGACUAUCCGGAUGCGCAGGAGAUCCUGCAGACGCUCGGGCGCAAGCGUCUCAUGGAGGUGCGCUGUGUCAACAAGAAAUAUGCCAAGGCAAAAAGCGACAAGGAGGAUGCGGCCUUUGCCGCGGCCCAUCCGCAUCAUCCGCAUGCGCAUGCUCAUCAUCAUCAGGUGCACCAGAGCGACAGCAGCGAGAACAGUGCCUCAAAGAAGAUCGUGGACAAGCUGAAGCACGAUGUCAAAGGCUUUCGCAAUGUGCUCAAAAAGUCCAGAACUUCGCGCAAGAGCGACGAGUCGCUGGAAAUGCAACCGCUGCAUAAUACCUCACCACGUGGCAGUAAGAUCAUGCUGAAGCGUAUGUCACGCGUUCGCUCCGACGACAAGGACGCAGACAGCGCCGAGGCCAAAGACGAGCUGCACGACAAGACACCCAGUCCCAUUGGGGCUGGGCUGCCGCUGCUGCAGCGACUGCGUCUGCUCAAAGAGAAACAAGAAUCGAUACAGGAAGAGCCCGAACGCGAGUUCAACGAAGGCUUUCCCCUGAUCCAGCGAUUGCAGCAGUUGAAAAUUAAAAACGAGCCACAAUCGAAUGCCAGCAACGAGACCCAAGUCGUCAUGGUAAACACGCCGCCUAACAUCAGCAGCAAGGUGGACUUUGCGACGGCAACAGGCGGUAGCGGUGUUGGUGGUGCAGCAGGUGGUGCUGCGGGUGCUAGCCAAAGUUUAACCGUUGCCCAAAUCAAGCCCAUCAUGAAAGUCUCCUUCAAGCAGAAGAUACAACAGCUGCAGGGCAUAGUGCCGGCUAUACCAAGUGGUAGCAGCACCGCAAGCACGACCGGGACCACCAGCACCACCGGUGCCAUAGCCAAAAAGGAGCCACCCAAAUCGCUGGCAGUGGUGGCCAAACAUGGCGGCACAGCUCUGCCAAUAGAGCCAACAAUUGGGGCUGGUGCCGUUGGCCAAACCUUGGCCGCCAUCACCACCCAGUCGAAGAAGCUAGUGAAGCCAUUUACACCACAGCCAUCGGACACGGACACCGAUGGCACGCCAAUUAAGCCUUGGUCCAAGCUGAAGCUGGCCACACUCAUGUCAUCCAGCUAUACGAGCUUAAACAACUGCUCGCCGGACGAUCUGGCAACGCCGCUGAAGAACUACUCACUCAGCAAUAUACCACAGCAAAUGGAGAGCACCACGAGUGCUCGACCACGCCACCACAGUGCCCGCAGCUCCCGCCACAGCCAUGGUCACGGUCACGGGCAUGGGCGUGGCCAUGGCUCUACCUCGAGCACGUGCUCGUCGAGCACACGCAGCACGUUGAGCACGACACGCGAUUGCCUGCGCCUGCAGAAGCCGGAGCAGAAGCUGCCCGAGGGCGAGACCACAACGGGCGGACGUAAGCUGUAUCAGAGCGUGUUCGAUCUGUCACCGGAAUAUUGUGGACUGCCAUUUGUGAAGCGUCUGAAGAUCUUGAACGAGCGCCAGAAGCUGGCCGAGCUAGAGAAGGCGCUGCAGACGCGCAGCUUCAGCUUGGACUGCUCGAAGUCGAGCAGCGGUAACAACAACGAGGUGCCCAUUACGGAGUCCUUGUAUCGCUGCUACAGCGACACCUCUGGCAUCUACUCUCAGUUUCUGAGUACCUACGAGUCCGCCACCACCACCAGCAGCUCCACAUCCACAUCCAUUUCGACCAACACAUCCACCUCGGAUGGCAAUUCGAAGCAGCUAUUGAAGCAGUUGGAUUAUAUGCCCCUUAGCCCCGAGUCGAAUGAGACGGUGGAGCGGCGCAAGCUGAAGAGCAUAUUGAAGAAGAUGCAGCAGAGCGGAGCAGCUGAUGAUAAUGGUGGUGGUGGUGGUGGUGCUGCUGCUGCUGAUGGUGAUGCCCAAGACGAGGCGAAUGCCAAGACCAAGACCAAGGCCAAGGCCAAGGCCAAAACCAGUGCACUGUCGAGGGGGCUGUUAAUGGAGCCGACCUUGGAAGGGUACGUGGCGAGGCACAGUAAGCUCUUGAAGAGUGUAACCUUCCAUUCAACUCUUUCUAGCCCGCCCCCCAGUGCCACAGAGGAGGGGCACUUAGCGGCCCUCGGUGGUGGUGGUGCUACUGCUGCUGCUGUUUGUCUAAGCAGCAACAGCAGCAAAAGCAACAACACACAAUUCGCGAGCGCGGGCACUAGCACAAGCUUCGGCUUCGGUUCCAACGGCAACGAAAGUGUGGCAACGUCACGAUCAGCUGGCCUUGUGCUGCCAGAUCAGGCUGCCUGGUCGCCGACGUUAGCAUUGGUAACGCCAACGAAUUCGCCGCAAGAAUGUUUCGCCGCAUUUGAGCCGCAGUUGGUCGGCGGCAACGGCGUCAUCGCUGGCGUUGGCAACGGCUCAACGUCAAUCGCUUCCGCAACCGCAUCCGCAUCCGCAUCCGCAACCGCAACCGCAUCGUAUGUGGUCGAAUGCUCGUCGAAUACCGAAUUUCAUGCACAAUCCACAACAUCCACAGAUUUGAAUUUGAAUUUGCAGCUCCGGCAGAACACGACCAAUGCGACCAGCCAGGCGGGUCAGUUGCCGAAACUGGAAGGCUUUCCAGAGGCGCAGGAUUACUUCAAUCAGAUACUCAGCGGCAUCAAUCACGUGAUCAAGACGCACAUGAACGAAAUGCACUCGAAAUUCGAAUCGCAGUUCUCGAACAUGGCCGGCGAGGUGAGACGCCGCGACGCUAUCAUUGCACAGCUGCAGCUGAAGCUGCGUUCCAUCGAGCAGAAGCCAACGAUGCCAUCGACGACGCGUCGCAUCAAGCGCGAGAAGCUGCCCCAGCUGUCCGUGGACGAUGACGAGCCAGCCGAACAGGACAACAGCAGUUCGGGCUCCUCGGCCGAGUUGCUCUUCAUGCGCGGCGACUCGCUGGACACUGUGUUCACCUCCUCGCCGCCCAUCCAGGGUCGGCGCAGCAUAUCGCCUGGUCCCAGUCGGCAUCAUGCGGCCUCCGCGAAUGCGCUCAACUGUCCGAGCAGCUACUACAGUGGGCCCGGCACAUUGGCAACGCGGCACGCACAGAGCCAUCCCAGCUUCUAUACGCCGCAUAGCAGUCACGGUGGGGGCGUUCUGCCCGGCUAUCGGGACUGGCAUGAGCAGGGCAUGGGGAUGGGAAGCAGCAUGACAGCUGAUAGCAGCAGCAGCAGCAACGCCGCCAUGAUGAUUGCCGAUGUGACGGGCAAUUUGACCCGACUCUCGGACAGCGUCAUUCUCGAUAUUGGCGAGAGCUCCAGUUCCAGCUCGUCGUCCAGCAAGGUGAACGUCGAUGUGGACGACGACGACGACGAAGACGACGAUGAGGCGGAGGAUGAGCUAAGCGGCGCGGCACUCGUGGCGGCAACCGGCAGCAGCAACAACGAUUGGGAGGUGCAAAUGCUUGCCGCCGAAAUGGAGAGGCAGGAGCGCAAGCGAGGACACUCGCUGUCCGACAAUCUGGGCGAGCUGCGGCACUGCAGCACGUUUCUCCGCAGACGUCGCAAGUUCAGCGACACCGAAACCGAAUGCAGCGAAACGGAUGCCGACGAGCGUCUGGCAGGCGGUGUCGGUGGCAGCGCCAGUGCCAGUGGGCCGGCGCCUACAGCUGCCGAUGUGGAUGCCACAGCCAGUGGCAGCAAUCGACCACGCGCCUCCAGCUUGGAUCAGUUUAACCUGCGCUACGGCAUCGGGCGCGGCAUCUUUAAAGCAAUGAGCAUCGAUCGGGAUAAAGACAAGCUUUGAGAACUAUAAUCACAGUAGGACCACGACACCAACAGCAACAACAAGGACAAACACGACAAACAACCGGACAGCAUUACAGAUGGUACAACAAACACACUAACACACUUCGGUACAUAUAUAGAUAUAUAUACAUAUACUUAUACAUAUACGUAUGUAUAUAUAAUGUCCAUGAUAUGUUUAGCCCUAGAAAACUCGCAAGAGCAAGAAAACCACAAAAAAAGAUUAAUGUAGGGGUAUUCCCCCACAAAAAAAAGAAAACAACUUACAAAUUAGUACUUGAGAUAAGAAAAAGAAGAAGAAAACAGACAACCAAAGCGAAUUGAGUAGCCUAUCCACCAGUUAGUCCAGAAACCAAAUUUACCUAUUCGUAUAUCGUGUUAUCGUUAUCGAUAUUCCUUUUGUCCAUAGCCAAAUUUGAUUUACAUACGUAUUUAAUUAACUGAUUUGCAUUUAUGUCUCGUGUUGAUUGGCUAUCAUUAUCGAUAUCCUGCUCAUAUGGCAGUAGCCAGUUAUCCUGUUAUCGUUAUCGAUUAUUAUUCUCUCUCACAUAACUAUCAAAAUCAAAUUCCAGAGUCCAUGUAUGCUAAUGAGUUUUUUGUUGAAAUGGAAUAUUUUAGUCUCACGGAUAUUCCAUGCUCAUGUUAUCGUUAUCGUUAUCGUUAUCAGCUUCCUCCUAUUUGAUCAUUUCUUGUUAUUCAAUAUCAAUCGGGAUGUUGAUUCCCUUAAAACUUCUAAAUCAUAGACAUAUCCGCAUACAGUUCGCUCUCCUGUUAUCGCUAUCGUUAUCGCUAUCGUUUUGCUUAACAUUUGAUACAUUGGUCAUCUGCGAGUACCUAGAUAUAAUACCGUCCUAUAUAUAGCGUCCAUGCCAUCGGCGCCCAUUAUAUGAUUUGUAUUAGUAUUGAAAGUGUGACGAGUGUCGAGUUCUGAUCCAUCUAUCGUUUGCCUUGGUUCCUGGACAUGUCCUGGUGGAUGGGCUUCGCCUCAAUGGGAAAACCAUAAUGUAUAUACCUCUUAUCCUAUUAGGUACGUAGUUAUACACACACACACACAUACA
Messenger RNA from Drosophila hydei, 7254 nucleotides. RefSeq names its product pneumococcal serine-rich repeat protein (gene Cngl). Gene Ontology annotation, biological process: monoatomic ion transport; transmembrane transport. The record is from RefSeq and is a predicted model, not a curated record. NCBI's taxonomy places the organism in Eukaryota, Metazoa, Arthropoda, Insecta, Diptera, Drosophilidae. Gene Ontology annotation, cellular component: membrane. The transcript has 19 exons. Gene Ontology annotation, molecular function: monoatomic ion channel activity; protein-containing complex binding. The coding region runs from base 393 to 6197 and encodes 1934 amino acids.